Microthlaspi erraticum is the source of this 1320-nucleotide messenger RNA. The record is from the annotation of a GenBank genome assembly. Lineage: Eukaryota; Viridiplantae; Streptophyta; Magnoliopsida; Brassicales; Brassicaceae.
AUGAGCUGGAUUCGUAGAAUCGAUCUCCUCGACCCCUACACCUGUCCUCCUCUCCUCGUCCGUGAAACCUCCAUUAUCGAGCCUUUUCUAGGGUUUCCUUCCUUCAUCGACGACGAUGAUGAAGAUCUCGGUUUCCCAUUCGGAUUCCCAUCCCCUUCCCCACUCGAUCUACUCGAAAGCGUGACGGAUCUGGUCCAGAUUGAGAAAUCUCCUUCCUCCUGCAAGUACCAGAAGAUUCGCCGGAAGUCGUCGCAGCCGGAUUAUCCUCUCCGGUAUCUCUGCGACCGAGUUUCUCAAUUGGAAACCAAGUUCGACCGGUUGAGCCGUGACUCUGACCGGAAGUACACGUUGACGAAGGAGAUCAAAGGCUCCGGAGAGCGCAAGUACAAAUGGGAGGCGGAGAUUCACGGCUCGCCGGGGAGGAAGUACAAGUUGGAGGCGGAGAUCGAAGGUUCCGGGGAGAGGAAGUACACGUGGACGACGGAGAUCAAAUCCGGUAAAAAGGAUGAAGUCGCUCUCAAGAAGGCAAAGGCAGAAGCUGCUGCUGAAGCUGAGAAGACGAAGAAGGAUAAGAAGAAGAAGAAGAAGAAGAGCUACAAUUGGACAACGGAGUUGAAGUCGGAGAGGGAAAACGGAGAGAUGUCUCACACGUACACUAUCAAGGCUUCUACCGGAGGCGAGAAAGAGAAGCAUGAGGAGAAGGAGAAGAAAGACAAAAAGGAGAAGAAGAGCAAGAAGAAGGAGAAGACGCGUGUUGUUGUCAUCGAGGAAGACGAGGAAGAAGAAGAUGAGUCUGAAGGACAUGGAGCCAUCGUUCUCAGAAAGGCGUUUGCGAGGAGGAAUGGAGCAGUGAGGAGCAAGAAAGGGAAGAACAAGGAAAUGCCGCUUGAAUAUGCGGUUGUGACGAUCCAGAGAACCUUCAGAGCUUAUUUGAUUCGCCGCUCAAAGUCAUUACGCGCUCUUCGUGAUCUAGCUAUCGCCAAGACUAAGCUGAAGCAGCUAAGAGCUUCUUUCCACAACUUCAGCUACCGCCGGUUGAUCUCUCGCGAUGCAGAGGAGCGCCAGAAAUUCUCUGAAAAGAUCAUCGUACUCCUCCUCACCGUUGAUGCCAUAGAGGGAGUUGAUGUAAUGGUACGAGGAGCGAAGAGGUCAAUGGUGGAUGAGCUGGAAGCGAUGUUGGACGUGGUGGAUCCGCAGCCGCAAGGGAAGUCAUUGUCGAUGAGGAGGAGAACGUUCGAUAUGCCAGACAGUAUGAUCAGCAAAGAGAUCGCUGAUGGAGUGACUCAGAUUGUGCAGAUGCUUGAGACGGAGGAAGAAUGA